This is a messenger RNA of Vicia faba (fava bean), 657 nucleotides long. The record is from the annotation of a GenBank genome assembly. NCBI's taxonomy places the organism in Eukaryota, Viridiplantae, Streptophyta, Magnoliopsida, Fabales, Fabaceae.
AUGUUUCAAUUCUUUUUCUCUUCUCACCUUUCUACUACCAGUGUCUCCAUGUUCUACAGUGGUUACAAUCAUGGUUUGUGGGAACAUUUCAGUCUUCUCAAAACGGGUUUUGUUUCAACUGUUCCCCUCUCAAUCAUGUUUGUAAUAUUUAUAGCCCUCCAUACUCGCUACUUCUGCCCCAUCUUCGUCACCCAGAAUACUCAAACAUCAAGUUUUUCUACUCCACAUUCCCGACGCUAUUUCAUGGCCAGAACUGUGGUGAAAAUCCGUGACAUCAAUGAUAGCAAACAGCUGCAGAAGAUGUUGGUAAUUGUAUUUUUUUGUACAUCACUGGAUGGUGAUAUACAUGUGGUUGUCCCAGCAUCACAUGUGUCUCUGUUCGAUGAAAAAUUGACAUUGGAUCAUAUUUACACGGUAUCCAACUUUAAGGUUCAAACUAAUGUAUUGACUUUUAGACCUUCGUCGCACAAAUUUUUGAUCACGUUUACGGGAGGAACGUCUGCUGGAGAUGAUAACAAAAAUAAAAUACCAUCCAAACCGCUGGUGUUUAUAAAGUUUUCUGAUAUAAUCACCGACAACUUUAACAAUGAUGUGCUCAUAGACAUAAUUGGUAUGGUUGAGAGUAUUGGAUAUUGUGAUCGGUGGAUCUGGAACUGA